Cladocopium goreaui is the source of this 1953-nucleotide messenger RNA. Lineage: Eukaryota; Dinophyceae; Suessiales; Symbiodiniaceae. The record is from the annotation of a GenBank genome assembly.
AUGCCAUCCAGAUACCAGGUCUUCCUUGAAGGAAGUGGCUGGAAGACGAUGUCUCUGAAGAACAGCCGGCAGACUCAGAGAUCUAGUCCCGUUUGGUGCUACUUGGGAGAGAAGGAGGCAGUGCAGGUCUUUUGGCGUCCACCCCUGACCUCGUCCUCGCAGUUCAGCUUGAAGGAUCUGCAGGCGCCCUGUGGCUUGGCCUGCGGCUUGGUGGCAGUGUGGAAGGCCACCACAGGUGAUGACGCCUCCCCAGCCAUCAUCAAAGUGGCCGGCUGGAUCCCUGGCCGCCUGCUGGAGGCUGCUGGAGCUCCCCCGAACGCUGCUGCUGUGCGCUGUGAGGGUGAUGGCGCUGGGGCGUACCCUGCGAAUGGCAGGGAAGGGCCAAGGGAUGGCUGCAGUGAGCCCCUGGUGUUUCAUGGUCGCGGCGAAGUCAGCUGGAGCGGCCUCCUCUCCGUGGCACCUUCGUCCCGGCUGCGCCUCAACGGUCCCAGCCAGUUCCGCCUGAGCUGCGGCCGGGCGCGGCAGGCGUUGCCCCAUGCGGUGCUGGUGGUGACGGAUGGAGCGGAUGACCACGUGUUCCAAUGGUUCGAAGUUUCUUUCCGUCCAAGAACCAAAUCCGGUUCGAAGGCUGAGUCGCCGUCAGCAACUAUAGAAGUCUGUGGUCCCAGGAAGGAGGGCAUCAAUAGCACCUGGCAGCCGCUGCGUCAGGACCAGGUCUGCGGGCCGGAGCGCUGGCCCUUGGUGGGGCCUCUGGGUGAUGGCUGGGUGACCACCCAGGGGACAAGUUGUGCGGCGCCGAAGGGGUGGAGGAAUGCACCAGAGCGGUUAAGACCAGGUGGUGCUGAUGUAGUGCCUGCCAUGUCUCUGUUGGUGAUCAUGGCAGCCGUGCCUCCAGAGACGGGGGUGGGCAGCAUGACACCCAACUGGACCCUGCUGGCUGCCUUGGACGAAGCGAUCUACCGGCAAAUGGGUCCCAACUACGAGUUGCGCGUGGUGCCCAUUGCAAGUGAGGACCAGCUUUCCAUGCUCCAUCCUAGCCGUGUGACCCCGCUGCUGCAGCCAGCCACGGUCUGUGGGGUGGUCUAUUUCCUCAGCCCUCAGCGCGUCGCGGGAGACUUCCGCACCAAGAAUGAUAUGGUGCAUGAUGCGCCCCUGUUUGGGCUCAUGGAGGCACUGGAAGAAGCUGGGCUGCCCACCGUUUGGCCGCACCCCUCGUAUCUAUACCGCACCUUGGCGGGCAAGGAAUGGCCCUCGCAGCUAUGUUUGUCGCCUCAGUACCACGUGCCCCUCACCGUGCGGGUUUCACGGCAGGCCGUGUUAACCAAAGGCCAGAGGGCGGCGGAGGAAGCGUGUCAAGCCCUGUGCAGAUUGAGGGAAGCCAUGGGCAGACCACUGAAAUCAGCUGGUGUACGUGCUGCGGUUAAGGUGGGCUACUCAUGGCGCUCCUCCGGUGUGCAGCUCUGCCGUGAUGAUGUCAUGGACCUAUCGCGUGCCUUGGCGAAGGCCGCAGCCGCAGGCCAACACGCUUCGUUCAUGGUGCAGGAGUUGAUUGAAGGAGUUCUGUGUGAGGCCAUGGUCUAUGUGAUUCAUGGUGAGGUGGCGGGAUUUCCGCAGUACUACCGCUUCCCAGAGCACCAAGCGCCCCCGCAGUACAUGCCCCGCAAGUCUGCGGCGCAACUUUUGGGCGGCGAAAUGGCGCAGCAGAAGUGUGAGGAGAGGAUGCACAGCAUAGUGCAGCAGUGGAUCUUGUGGGCCCAGUGCAUGUCGGCCAGCCCCAUUCCCUUUCUGCGCAUUGAUUUUCUCUUGGCCCAGGGGAAGGAGGGGAAGGAGGUGCAGGUCUGGACUGGGGAGGUCAGUGAGUUGGGCGUGGCAGUGGAGCUUCAGGGGAUGAAUUCCCAUGAGAGCAGGGACUUGGUGAUGCAUGCGGUGGUCACCUCGCUGUUAAAGGGAUGA